AUGGACUCUCACCACCCAGACCCUGCUUCGUUAUGCUUUGAGAAACCACAUACUCGGAGACUCAUCAUCGCCUCUUACUGGAUCGUCAUUCUUCUUGCCGUCCCGAUAUGGUGGAAGACUACAAGCAUUGAACGUCUGUCCCUGCCGGCAUCCCGAGUCCAUGCUGAACAGGAUCGGAAGGUUCUCUUUCCCGUCACUGUGAAUGUCCAAUCAAAAGACGUCUCUCGGGCGUCGUCUUUGGCGAACGCAGUGCGGUCAUUGCUCGACGCAGACAAGUCCACCCUUAAGAGGAGUGCAAUCGACUUGCAGCUGACUACGGGAAACGACUCUGCCCCGUAUAAUGUCGUUUUUGCGGAUGGAGAGGAGGGACCUGCAGUCGGAGGGAGAAAGCUGACCUUCGACGCAUCUUCUGCAUCGCAUUCGCUCGUUGACCGCAUUCAAGAUGACGACUCUACAAGGUUGGCGAGCACAUUAAUGGACCUCCUUUCACCUUACUCGACUUCGCACCAGCCUGAAUCCCAAGUUCAGCGCGUGUUUACUUACUCCCCUCGGUACCGACUGUCCUUCUCUCUACUGAACGAAGACGCUACCAGCGGUAACGCCGCCUUGGCGUGGGACGUUCAAAAAUCCAUUCAGAGACAUAUAUCUCCGCUCUUGAACAAGUUGUCGGCGUUGCACAACUUCACAAUAGAGAGUCAAGUCCAAUUUCACGCACCUCUUGCGUUUGAACCUCGACCCAUCCAGCAUGACGGGCGAGAUGCGCACGGCCUCAUUCACGAGGAUCUCACCGUCUUCGUGAACUCGGCCCAAUGGACGCUCUCAUCCAGUGUCACGUCUGACCCGGUCAUCCACUUCGUCCUCUUCAUCCCCUCCUCAAAGAACAGCCCGCUCCACAUCCUCACCGACCAAGGCUCCAUCGACCCGUCCAACGCCUUCCUCCUCCCCCAAUGGGGCGGCAUCGUCCUCCUCAACCCUUCCGGCUCCUCAUCACCGCUCUCCCGCCACCGACUCACCCAGUCCCACCUCGACCCGAUCUUCAUGACGUUCGCCGCGCAGCUCUCCGCCCUGCUCGGCAUCCCCGGGCUACCGCCAGGCGUGAAGCACCUCGCGCGCGCGGACGGCACGCUCGACGCGUUCAGCGACUGGGAGCUCGACGCACUGCUCCGCCGGCGCACGCUCGAGAACGCGUUCAGCAGCGCGGACACGCUCGCGAGCAUCGUCCGGCUCGUCGACCAGAUCGCGAACAUGCCCGUCGGGCAGGACGUCAAGGGCGACGUCCAGGAUGCCCUCGCCGCGCUGAACGAGGUCCACACCGCCGCGCCGACGGAUCCGCCUCGCGCCCUUCUCGCCUCCGCCCGCGCGCUCACGCACGCCUCCCGCGCGUUCUUCAACCCAGGCAUGCUCGCGCUGCUCUACUUCCCCGCCGAGCACACCUACGCCGUCUAUUCGCCCCUCUUCGCGUCCCUCGCCGCGCCUCUGGUCGGCGCUGUUCUGCGCGAGUUUGCCGCGUGGCGGAAGGAACGCAAGGCCCGUGCAACGCACGCACAAGCGCCGCUGUAG
This is a messenger RNA of Epithele typhae, 1560 nucleotides long. RefSeq names its product phosphatidylinositol-glycan biosynthesis class S protein-domain-containing protein. NCBI's taxonomy places the organism in Eukaryota, Fungi, Basidiomycota, Agaricomycetes, Polyporales, Epitheliaceae. The record is from RefSeq and is a predicted model, not a curated record. Bases 1 to 1560 code for a protein of 519 amino acids. Gene Ontology annotation, biological process: attachment of GPI anchor to protein. The transcript has 7 exons. Gene Ontology annotation, cellular component: GPI-anchor transamidase complex.